This is a messenger RNA of Akanthomyces muscarius, 5046 nucleotides long. RefSeq lists its product as uncharacterized. Bases 1 to 5046 code for a protein of 1681 amino acids. The record is from RefSeq and is a predicted model, not a curated record. Gene Ontology annotation, biological process: intracellular protein transport; receptor-mediated endocytosis; Golgi to endosome transport. The transcript is spliced from 3 exons. NCBI's taxonomy places the organism in Eukaryota, Fungi, Ascomycota, Sordariomycetes, Hypocreales, Cordycipitaceae. Gene Ontology annotation, cellular component: clathrin coat of trans-Golgi network vesicle; clathrin complex; clathrin coat of coated pit. Gene Ontology annotation, molecular function: structural molecule activity; clathrin light chain binding.
AUGGCGCCCCUACCCAUCAAGUUCGAGGAGCUCGUCCAGCUCGGCAGUGUGGGCGUGGACGCGCAAUCCAUUGGCUUCAACUCCUGCACUCUCGAAUCCGACUCAUACAUCUGCAUCCGAGAACAAAAGAGCGAAGGCGCCCAACCAGAAGUCGUCAUUGUCGAGCUCAAGAACGGCAACAAUGUCACACGCCGGCCCAUCAAGGCCGACAGUGCCAUCAUGCACUGGAAUAAGCAAAUCAUUGCCCUCAAGGCGCAGUCGAGGACGCUGCAGAUCUUCGACCUUGAGCAGAAGAAGAAGCUCAAGUCCUGCACAAUGAACGAGGAUGUCCAGUUCUGGAGAUGGGUCAGCGACAGCACUCUCGGCCUCGUCACCACUACCAGUGUAUACCACUGGGACAUCACCGAUGCCGGCCAGGAUAGCCCCGUCAAGGUCUUUGAGCGCAAUGCCAACCUCAACGGCUGCCAGAUCAUCAACUACCGCGUUAACAGCGACGGCAAGUGGAUGGUCGUCGUCGGCAUCUCCCAGCAACAGGGCCGUGUCGUCGGCGCCAUGCAGCUCUACUCCAAGGACCGUGGUAUCAGCCAGGCCAUCGAGGGCCAUGCCGCUUCCUUCGGCACCCUUCGCCUCGAGGGCGCUCCUCAAGAUACUAAGCUCUUUAGCUUUGCUGUGCGCACUGCCACUGGUGCCAAGCUCCACGUUGUCGAGGUCGACCACGCCGAAUCGAACCCCGUCUUCCAGAAAAAGGCCGUCGACAUCUUCUUCCCUCCCGAGGCCAACAACGACUUUCCCGUCGCCCUUCAGGUCUCCCAAAAGUACGGCGUCGUUUACAUGGUCACAAAGUAUGGCUUUAUCCACCUCUACGACCUUGAAACGGCCACUCUCAUCUUCAUGAACCGCAUUUCGAGCGAAACCAUCUUUACCACGUGCGCGGACAGUGUCUCGGCCGGUCUCGUGGGUAUCAACCGCAAGGGUCAGGUGCUUUCGGUAACCGUCGACGAGACCACCGUCAUCCCUUAUCUUCUGGAGAAUCCCGCCAAUACCGAGAUUGCCAUCAAGCUGGCUUCGCGAGCUGGUCUGCCUGGUGCCGACAACCUCUACGCUAGACAGUUUGACCAGCUCUUCAAUGCUGGCAGCUACCAGGAGGCCGCCAAGAUUGCCGCCAACUCGCCCCGAGGCUUCCUGAGAACCGCCGAGACCAUCGAAAAGUUCAAGCGCCUUCCUACUCAGCCCGGCCAGAUGGCCUUCACUCUCCAGUACUUCGGUAUGCUACUCGACAAGGGCACCCUUAACGAACACGAGACUAUCGAGCUUGCGCAACCCGUGCUGCAGCAGAACCGUAAACAUCUUCUCGAAAAGUGGCUUGGUGAGAACAAGCUGGACUGCUCCGAGCGACUCGGUGACCUGGUUCGCCCAUACGACGUCAACAUGGCCUUGACCAUCUAUCUCAAGGCCAAUGUGCCUCAGAAGGUCGUCGCUGGAUUCGCCGAGACUGGACAAUUUGACAAGAUCCUGCCCUACUCUGCUCAGACUGGCUACAAGCCCGACUACAUCCAGCUGCUUCAGCACAUCAUCCGUGUCAACCCCGAGAAGGGUGCCGAGUUUGCCACUUCCCUCGCCAACAGCGAACAAGGCCCUCUUGUCGACUUUGAGCGCGUCUGCGACAUCUUCCAGUCCCAGGGCAUGGUCCAGCAGGCCACGGCUUUCCUUCUUGAUGCCCUCAAGGAUAACAAGCCCGAGCACGCUCGUCUUCAGACCAGACUUCUGGAGAUGAACCUGAUGCACGCGCCUCAGGUCGCCGAGGCCAUCCUGGGCAACGACAUGUUCACCCACUUCGACAAGGGCCGUAUUGCCCAGCUCUGCGAGCAAGCUGGCCUUCCCCAGAAGGCUCUGGAGCUCUACGAGGACCCCGAAGCCAUCAAGCGCGUCGUUGUAAAUAUCCCGGGCAGCCCCAACUUCAACCCCGAGUGGCUCUCCGGCUUUUUCGGCAAGCUUUCUGUUGAGCAGUCUCUGGACUGCCUUGACGCCAUGAUGAAGGCCAACAUCCGUCAGAACCUGCAGUCCGUUGUCAACAUCGCAACCAAGUACUCUGAGCUUCUUGGGCCUGUUCGUCUCAUUGAUCUCUUUGAGAAGUACAAGACUUCGGAAGGUCUUUUCUACUACCUGGGCAGCAUUGUCAACUUGUCCGAGGAUCCCGAUGUGCACUUCAAGUACAUCGAGGCUGCCACCAAGAUGGGGCAGUUCAACGAGGUUGAGCGCAUCUGCCGUGACAGCAACAGCUACAACCCCGAGAAGGUGAAGAACUUCCUCAAGGAGGCUAAGCUUCCCGAGCAGCUUCCUCUCAUUAUCGUCUGCGACCGAUUCAACUUUGUCCACGACCUUAUCCUGUUCCUUUACCAGAACAAGCAGUUCCAGGCUAUUGAGGCCUACGUUCAGCGUGUCAACCCCUCGCGUACCCCCGCUGUUGUUGGUGGUCUGCUCGAUGUCGACUGCGAAGAAAGCAUCAUCAAGCAGCUCCUCAGCACUGUCAAUGCUCAGGAGAUUAGCAUUGACGAGCUCGUCGCCGAAGUCGAGUCUCGCAACCGCCUCAAGCUCCUCCUGCCUUUCCUCGAGGCCACCCUCCAGGCUGGCAACCAGCAGCAGGCUGUCUUCAACGCUCUCGCCAAGAUCUACAUCGAUUCCAAUAACAACCCUGAAAAGUUCCUGAAGGAGAACGACCAGUAUGACACACUCACCGUUGGUAAAUACUGUGAGAAGCGCGAUCCCAACCUCGCCUACAUUGCCUACUCCAAGGGCCAGAACGACCUCGAGCUCGUCAACAUCACCAACGAAAACUCCAUGUACCGCGCCCAGGCUCGCUACUUGCUCGAGCGCUCCGACGGCGAGCUGUGGAACUUUGUCCUCAGCGAGAACAACAUUCACCGACGCUCUGUUGUUGACCAGGUUACCGCUACUGCUGUCCCUGAGUCUACUGACCCUGCCAAGGUUUCCGUUGCUGUUUCUGCUCUGCUUGAAAACGACUUGCCUCUUGAGCUCAUUGAACUCCUCGAGAAGAUUGUCCUUGAGCCUUCUCCCUUCAGCGACAACCAGAACCUUCAGAACCUUCUUCUGUUCACCGCUGCCAAGGCCGACAAAGGCCGUGUCAUGGACUAUAUUCACAAGCUUGACGGCUACAACGCUGAUGAGAUCGCCACCUCUUGCAUUGACGUUGGUCUCCACGAAGAGGCUUUCGAGAUUUACAAGAAGGCCGACAACAAGGCUGCCGCUGUCAACGUUCUCGUCGAGCACGUCGUGAGCAUUGACCGUGCCCAGGCUUAUGCCGAGGAGGUCGACCUGCCUGACGUUUGGAGCAAGGUCGCCAAGUCGCAGCUCGACGGUCUCCGUGUCACCGAUGGUAUUGAUUCUUACAUCAAGGCCGAGGACCCCUCCAACCACAACGAAGUCAUUGAGAUUGCCACCCACGCUGGCAAGAAUGAGGACCUCGUCCGCUACCUCCGCAUGGCUCGCAAGACUCUGCGCGAGCCUGCUAUUGACACUGCGCUCGCCUUCUCGUACGCCCGUCUUGACCAGCUGUCGGAACUCGAGGACUUCCUGCACGCCACCAACGUCGCCAACAUUGAGGAGUCUGGUGAUAAAGCCUACGAGGAGGGUCUCUACGAGGCUUCCAAGAUCUUUUUCAGCAGCAUCUCGAACUGGGCCAAGCUCGCCACCACUCUCGUUCACCUCGAGGACUACCAGGCUGCGGUUGACUGCGCCCGCAAGGCUAACAAUAUCAAGGUCUGGAAGCAGGUGCACGGCGCUUGCGUCAACAAGAAGGAGUUCCGCCUGGCCCAGAUCUGCGGUCUGAACCUUAUUGUCGAUGCUGAGCAGCUGCAAGAGCUUGUCAAAGAUUACGAGAACAACGGCUACUUCGAUGAGCUCAUUAGCCUUCUCGAGCAAGGUCUUGGCCUCGAGCGUGCCCACAUGGGCAUGUUCACCGAGCUUGGUAUUGCCUUGUCCAAGUACCACCCCGAGCGUCUUAUGGAGCACAUCAAGAUCUUCUGGUCUAGAAUGAACAUGCCUAAGAUGAUCCGCGCGUGCGAGGAAGCCAACCUGUGGCCCGAGCUGGUCUUCUGCUACUACCACUAUGACGAAUUUGACAACGCUGCUCUUGCCGUCAUUGAGCGCCCUGAGAACUCUUGGGACCACCAGCAGUUCAAGGAGAUCGUUGUCAAGGUUGCCAACCUGGAGAUCUACUACCGUGCCAUUAAGUUUUACGUCGAGCAGCACCCCUCGCUGCUCACGGACCUUCUUGCUGCCCUGACUACCCGUGUUGAUGUCAACCGCGUUGUCAAGAUGUUCCAGAAGAACGACAGUCUGCCGCUUAUCAAGCCCUUCCUACUUAACGUGCAGAGCCAGAACAAGCGGACUGUCAACGAGGCUGUCAACGACCUACUCAUUGAGGAGGAGGACUACAAGACGCUCCGUGACUCAGUCCAGAAUUACGACAACUACGAUGCCGUUGAACUGGCUGGCCGCCUCGAGAAGCACGACCUCAUCUUCUUCCGCCAGAUUGCCGCCAACAUUUACCGCAAAAACAAGCGCUGGGAGAAAUCCAUUGCUCUCUCCAAGCAGGACAAGCUGUUCAAGGACGCUAUUGAGACUGCUGCCAUCUCCACCAAGUCCGACAUUGUUGAGGACCUUCUCCGCUACUUUGUCGACAUUGGUCACCGCGAGUGCUACACUGGCAUGCUGUAUUCUUGCAACGAUCUCAUUCGCCCUGAUGUUGUUCUCGAGCUGUCAUGGCGUAAUGGCCUCAACGACUUCACCAUGCCCUACAUGAUCAACAUGCUUGCCCAGCAGACCAAGGAGCUUGCUUUGCUCAAGGCCGACAACGAGGCCCGCAAGGCCAAGGAGCAAGCGCAGGAGAAGACGGAGGACAACACUCCCAUCCUGGGUGCUGGUCGCCUAAUGAUCACUGCCGCCCCUGGCGGUGCUGCCUCACCUGCUCCCGGCUACGGCCAGGCGAACGGUUUCGCUCCCCAGCCUACCGGUUACGGAUUCUAG